Haliotis rubra (blacklip abalone) is the source of this 2684-nucleotide messenger RNA. Its product is annotated as NF-kappa-B inhibitor alpha-like. Gene Ontology annotation, molecular function: protein binding. Bases 154 to 1362 code for a protein of 402 amino acids. The transcript has 4 exons. The record is from RefSeq and is a predicted model, not a curated record. NCBI's taxonomy places the organism in Eukaryota, Metazoa, Mollusca, Gastropoda, Lepetellida, Haliotidae.
AUAUCCUGGUGGUUUCUUCCUUUGGGUUUUACCACAAGCAUAGGAUAUAUAAUAACCGCGCACCCCAGCCAGUGGCAUCUAUCUGGUUUGAGAGGACAGAGGUUCUAAUCGAUUCGUGAACUGGUACAGACACACCUUCGUACGAGACGGAUAAUGUACCGCACCAACGACUACUCUCUCAAUAUGGAGGAUAAGGACGAUCUUCAAGUUGACUGCGCCGCGCAUGAUCCUCCAUCUGGCUAUAGCGCGAUUGCAAAUAUUCGCCCAGAACUGAAGAGGUUCAUUCAUCCCUCUAUGAAAACAGACGGACAGAGAGAGGAUUCUGGUAUAUAUUCAUUUGAACAGAGUUUGAAAUCGACAGACGAUAUCAGCGACAAUGACAUGGUGGACAGGUCAUUACUUGAGGAUAUUACCAAGAUGCAGAUUUCGGAGCCAGAAGUGAAGUCAGAAAACAAACAGUGCUUGGAAACACCACCAGAAGACGAUGGAUACCAUAGUAAAUCUAUCACAGACUUUCACACAACAUGGGGAGAAGAGUUUGGUCGGUCAGUUGAAGAAAUUAGAGGGCAUGUCUACUGUUUACCCGGGGUUUCACAUGAAGCGAGAGAAGCAUACAUGCAAGAUGACGAUGGCGACACACAACUUCACAUGGCAAUCAUUCAACUGGCGGAGUCAAUUGCACUGCAGUUGAUCAACUUGGCACCAAAUCAUGAAUGGUUAAACUUUGUCAACACUCUUCUUCAAACCCCACUUCACCUGGCUGUCAUCACAAGGCAAGAGAAGAUUGUCAGGCGGCUGAUGGCUGCUGGAGCUUCAGUGGAUGUUAGGGAUCUCCAUGGCAACACACCCCUUCACAUAGCAGCUCGUGAAGGUUACCACGAGAUUGUCAACCAUUUGUUGAAACCAGUAUGCUAUGAAGAAACACAAGACAACAAAUACGAAAUCCCUUACCAGAGAGUUCCACAGGACCUUGAAGCAAAGAACUAUGAUGGUCACACCUGUCUCCAUCUUUCAGCUCUAGGAACACAUACGAAGGUCAUGGAGUCACUCAUUAAAAAAGCAGCCAAAGUAAAUGCCCAGGAUGGCAAAAGCGGUCGCACUGUCCUCCAUUAUGCUGCUGAGACUGGCAACCGAAUUCUGCUGGAGUUUCUCUUGGGAUGCAAACGCCUCAACUUGGACAGCUGCACAUACGGUGGGCUGACCCCCAUUGUCCUAGCAGCAGGAAGGAAGUUUGGAGAUGUUGUCGGAAUUCUCCAAGCCCAUGGUGCAGAUUGUACCAGCUUGCAGGAGGACACAGAAGAUGAAGAUGAAGAUAUGAUUGACGAUUUCUGCAUAGCUGGUGAGCCUUUGUCGUUGCGAUAGAGAAAAAGCUGACUUCAAGAGUUGGUAAAUUUCGAGAUUCUCAUUUCGAUGAGUAAACCAUCUUCACUACCCUUGUGUAGUGGAUACAACUGACCCUCUUAGGCCCGGCCCUAAUGAUGUUAGGGCCUGUCUGAGAGUGAGUUAUUUGUGGAACAACAACAGCCACUGAGGGGCCACCUUACUGACGACAAAUUAUGCCAGGGUUCUUCUCAAAGUUGAGGUUCCGAGAAAUGAAGGACUCCCAUAGACAAUUGAAACAUUCUGAAAGCAGUUGAUGUCGAUAGAUACUCGCCAUCUGGGUGUUACGGGUCCAACACCAGGCGUAAUUCCGUUCAGCGCCACCUACAUUCAACCAGUUCAUGUACAUUGGAUAGAAUGGCAGUGCAUAUCUUGGAUCUUUGAUUUUUCUUAAUGUUCUAAAUACUUCUUUUUGUUGUGAAUAUUACUUUAUUCAUAGAUGAUUUGGUGGAAGGAAAACAGUAUAUCAUAACACUGUCCCCAAAGCAUGAUGCUCUUUUCGCAGAGGGUUCAAAGGAAUGCUUUCCCCAUCGUAAAUAUUGACUAGCUCAACGGGUCAAUAAGCGCUUAGGAAAUAUGGACAGUGUACAUACUCUUUCAUUGAUCAAAGAUGUAGCUUGAAAUUUGUCUUUCAAAUUUCAGAAAUAUAUUUGAACUGACAAGACAAAUUGAAAGUCAAAGUUAAGAUAGGUAUUUUUGAUAGAUUGUCACUGGCAGUUAAUCAUGGCUGUUGCAGACACUUUUGAGAAAAUACCCAUCAACUCAAUUUUAAAACACUUAGCUGAUAUUCUUUUCAUAUGUUUAAUGAUCCACCAGAACCAAAAUGACCACAGAAAAUAGAUUUGUAAAUUUAUUUGAUUUUCACUACCACUUAAUUUUGAGCUACAAUUUGAUGAGAAUGGCCUCAAAAUUGAUAAGAAAAAGUAAGUUAACUAACUGAAUGCUAAGUCCAAAGCAUACAUCCUGUCUAUUAUUGAUAAGAACAAAAAAACGUUUUGACCCCAGUAAAUAGAUGAAUAACUUCCUUAUAUCUCCACCUAAAUCAACACCUGCAAACAUCUUAUAUGUUAAACAAAAUAUCAUAAUUUGUUAGGGAAAAUCAUAUGGAUAAAGUUAUGUACAAAAUGUUCACAAAAGUAAAACAAUUCUCAAAGAUCCAAGAUUGUGCUGACUGAAACUGUGUAAUAAGUUUGGUAACUGGUUGAUGUAGCGAUGUAUUGCUUUUGUAAAUAUAUUGUUUUUGUUAUGUAGAUUAGUUGUGUAUAUAAAAUUUAAAUUAUUUUUAAUAAAAUAUGAAUUAUAUA